Molecule: messenger RNA, 750 nt
Organism: Rotaria sp. Silwood1
Lineage: Eukaryota; Metazoa; Rotifera; Eurotatoria; Philodinida; Philodinidae
Source: the annotation of a GenBank genome assembly
AUGGGUCCCAUACGAAAUACUCUAAAGAACAAUGAUUUUACAUCAUCUACCAAUAUCAACUAUUCAGAAAGAGAUAAACAUGAUCUCUAUUCUCCUGCAAUCGAUAAACAACAUUCAACAGAUAAAACUCAACGAACACCAAGUAAAAUCAAUAAUAUGCCUAAUAACACCGAUGAAAAUAAUUCUGAGCAUGAUGAUUGUUUUGUAAAAUAUAAUUUUGUUUCAUCAUCUGAAGAAAAAAAUCGACGAAUAAAUGAACGAAAUCAAAAAGAAAAAACAUCUAAAACACAAAUAGAAAAAGAAGAAAAUAAAAAUGAUCAAGAUCAACCAGCAUAUUUAGUCGAAGAAAUUAAUGCUAUAACAGCACUUAUUCUUUAUGAUAUUUAUUCAAAAAAACAAAGCUUAAAAUUUAAUCCAAAAUAUCACAAUACAUCGCCAAAUUAUUUUUUUGAUAAUAUUGAUCGAUUUGAUGCUAUUUAUUCAUGUUUAAUCGAUAGAAAUUUAUCAUCACAAAAUAAAACUGUAAAAAGAUCUAAUCAUCUACAAAAUUAUUUACGUAAUCGUUUUUUUACUCUACCAAAUAUAGAUGAAUUAAAAAAUUUUGAACAAAAUGAACAAUUACGUGUUAAUAAAGAAAAACAAACAGUUCUUAAUCGAGUACCAUUUAUUCCAAAUAUUUUAUCUUAUCAACGAACAUGUCCUUAUUAUAAUCUUAGUGAAAUGAAAAAGAUUCGAGAUCAACUUAGUUAG